GAGGAGGGUAGUGGAGGAAAGGCAUGGAGGGGAGAGGAGGCGGGGAGGGGAGGAUUGGUGUGGAGUGAAGCCGAGGCAUGGAAGGGAAUGUGGAGGUGUAGUGGAGCGGGAGCAUGGCAAAGAAAGGAGACAUGUGGCCCCUCCUAUGUCAGAUAGUGCGGACUCAGAUGUGCAGCAGAACAAGCGAACCAAGAGACAGAAAUCAAGGGGACCCAUAUAUACCAAAGAGGAGAAUGCUGCAUUGGUUGCUGCAGUAUCAAAAGAAAAAGUGACACUCUUCUGCCAAUCCGUGCCAGCAUCUGAGAAGUCAGCAGCCUGGGAACGAGUCCGGGACUCCGUGAAUGCGGUCUCCAAGUUUCACAGGCCCACCAAUGGCGUCAGACACAGGUUCUAUGAUUGUCGGGCAACGGUUACAAAGAAGAUGCAGAGGCUUCGACUAGGACAAAACCGAGGAAAGCCUAUCAAGUUGCGAGAGUGGGAGGCGGAGCUAAGAGAUGUCCUUCUGGCAGAGGAUGUCCCUGGAUUCAGCAGCAGGGGUCACAAUCAUAGAGCUGGUGAUCAAGAAACAUCAUCCUUGGAAGGAUCAGCUCCAACUCCAAGUACAUCCUAUCAACAACAUUCUGGUGAAAGCUGCAUUCAAGACCCUCCAGCAUCGGCUUCUGGCAGGACCAUUGCUCCUCCUCAGGAUCAGCAAUACCACCCUGAGAGGAGAGUACAGUGCAGCCCGCACUCUCCUGUUCUUCUUUUGGAGAGGCUGGAGAUUCAGCCAGAGAUUACCCCUAUCAUUCCCCAGACUCCUGAUUUCUCCCCCGGCCCAGAGGAGGAGCACAGAGGACAAGGUUCAUUCAUUCAGCCACCCCAUGCCCUGAUGCCACCUACUGCUGUACCGCCUUUCCCAACUGUGCAGGAGAUCAUUCUGAGGGAGCUUAUAGAAUUAAGGUGUGACAACCGAAAACUACAACGAAAGGUCAAAAGGCUUACCCGGCUUACCCAUCAGUUGAGCAGGCAGCAAACUGAGAGUUUUGAAAUAAUUUUGGCCCGGGCAAGCCAACAACACAAUUAGGCAUUGGACAGAGUAUAUUUUGUUUACUUGAAGAUAUUUCCAGACACAUUGCUCCAAUGCCUGGGAGCUACGAUGAACAUAUAACCAACAAAGACGUUUUGAAAAAUGAAGGCUAGACCUUCCUCUGCCCAUCUCAUCGCAAAUUAUUAUGCAGAAUCGAUCUUUUUACUGUUCCUUGAUUUUGGUAGAAACGUUUUCUUAUGCUGCCAAGUUACACCUACCCAGCAUGUGUGUUUGUAAUUUCUAUGAAAAUAUUUUUUUUUUUGUGAAUAUAAAACUAUUUUUGGUCUAA
Molecule: messenger RNA, 1355 nt
Organism: Rana temporaria (common frog)
Lineage: Eukaryota; Metazoa; Chordata; Amphibia; Anura; Ranidae
Exons: 5
Coding region: 146-1063 (305 amino acids)
Source: RefSeq, a predicted model, not a curated record